Molecule: messenger RNA, 7952 nt
Organism: Silurus meridionalis
Lineage: Eukaryota; Metazoa; Chordata; Actinopteri; Siluriformes; Siluridae
Exons: 10
Coding region: 177-6917 (2246 amino acids)
Biological process (GO): regulation of transcription by RNA polymerase II
Cellular component (GO): nucleus
Molecular function (GO): DNA-binding transcription factor activity, RNA polymerase II-specific; RNA polymerase II cis-regulatory region sequence-specific DNA binding
Source: RefSeq, a predicted model, not a curated record
UCCCCCUCCCAGGUGACGUCACGCGCCCCGGUUUCCUCUUGAUGGUGAUGCUGCUCGCAGAGCAGAAACAAUGCAGGUCGGUUGAAUGGCCGAUAUAGCAGCACUUUGGACACCUUUGUGGCAUUAAAGAGCUUUGGUCGCCUCGUUCCUUCGGAUUCCUGCCAGAGCUGAAGAUCAUGGAGCUCACCAGUCAGUCGGUGAGCGAUCUGUUCCUUUCAAAAGGAGAUCUGUCUCUAUCCUUGGAGCACGUGAAUCCUGCAGGAACGACAUUAGAUCACACAGUACAGGACAUCACCACCCAGAUCAUUGGCCUGGGCGAGGGCAAACUGGACCUUUAUGUCCCGUCGGAGGCAAUAAUCGAACCAAUAUCCCCGGCGGAGGAAUUGCCGGAGGAAAGCGCGCUUGCAUAUGAGGCUGCCGAGGAGGAAAUCGUUAGGUUGGAUGGUCCUUUAGAUGCAGGGAUGCCAAAUGAGAUCAUAGGCAUGGACUGUUCGGGGUCCGACUCAAAUCCCUGCGAAGCGCCAGAAGAUUUUGACCCUACGGUUCCUGGAGAGAUGGAAAUCGCUAAAGAGGAUGUGAGUGCCAGAAAGGCAAUCCCGCCAAAGAAGGAUAGAAUGGAACCACUCAAGAUGGACAUGACGAAGUCUACGGUGAUCCCCUUGACUUCGUCUCAGCUCUCGCUGCAGUGUUUGGAGUGCCACAUCAUCUUCAGCGAUGACAAGAGCAAGCAGCGUCACCUCAAAAUGAACCACCCAACUGAGUAUGAGCAGUGCAUGCUCGGGGAUUCGCUGUUCGCCUGCUAUGUGUGCGAUCAGCAUUUCACCUGCUCUACGGAGCUCAUGGCUCAUCAGCGCUCUCACACAGAGAAGCAGCCUUUCAAGUGCCCCAUUUGUGGAGAAUCCUUCAGUCGAUCGACUAAGCUUACAAGCCAUAAAAAGGUACACUACAACAAGCAGGGUUAUACCUGCUCGGAUUGCGGCAAGCUCUACAAAACCUUUACUCUGCUUAAGUACCACCAGCGCAUACACACCGGAGAAAAGCCAUAUGUAUGCUUGCAUAAAGACUGUGGCAAGAGGUUUAUCAUGCCCAAAGCCCUGCAGAAGCACCUGGAAGCACAUCAAAAGGACGAGAUCGGGGGUGUCGAUUGUUUGACAAAUACUUCAUGCAAAGCAAAGAGAAGGAGGAGUAAGGGUACAUCCACUAGGAAAUAUGAAUGCUCACAAUGUAAUGAAUCGUUCAAGACGGCCAAAUCACAGUUGCACCACAAUAGGAUAAAGCACUUACAGUGCUCAUUCGUUAAGCCGUCCAGUGUUGUGGCAACAGGAAGCCCAUCUCUGACUGAUGUAGUUCAAUUACCCCUACCACACAUAGAAGCCAUUGGACCAACAGUGCAGCAAAUAAGUCCACUUGGAGUCGAACAAAUUAAAAGACUAAUAGAGAAAAUGGGAAAUGUCCAGAAAGUAAAUCAACUGGUAAUUUUUGGACUUGAUCAGGUACCUUUUCAGGCAGAAAAUGCUGGAAAUCAACACCCACAGGGACUCAUCCAACAGUUGCAUUUUGAUUUCACACAGCCAACAGAUCAAGAAGUUGUACUGCAGCCGGCAGAGAACAGGAUAGGGCAUGAAGGAACAGCGUCAACUGGAACUGAGCAAGACACAUUGUUAGAAUCGAUCGCCAUCGAGGUUGCUGAUGAACAAAAGAAAACUGUGGAGAAAAAUGUGGUCCAGGCAACUAUUUGUGCAGAGUGUCCAGAAAAACAGGUGAACGUCAUAGAAUCAGACUUGACAGGAGCACAGUUGAAUGGGAUUCAGUAUGAACUUCUGACUGAAAAAGACUUUUUACCUCCUGAGUUGGAGGCCAGUCAUAAACUUAUGCUUACAACAGACAUGUUGCAGAUUCAAAAUGCAAUGGAUGUCAAAUCUCCGGAAUCGCUGAACAAUCCAUCUUUGGCGUUCAUAACCGAGUUUGAAAGUAGAAUGGCGAGUGAGAAGGAAUUUGAGAUCAACCCGACAGACAUCACAGUUUUAGGGAAGGACAACACUAAUGCAGAGCCGUGUCAAAAGGACUCAGAGGUGGCUGAUAUAUUAAUGGAACCUAUGACCCAAACUGUGGAGGGGAAUGUAGAUAACUCCGAUAUGACCAGUGCAGAUCCUCCGAAUCAACAGCCAUCUGCGGCAAAAGGUUUUUUAGUAGAACCCGAGCCGCAAACUGAGCAAGAGGCUCUAGAUAAACUAGAUGAGACCAAUGCUGACACAGAGUCUCAAUGUCAAAAGACGAUGGAGGCAACAGAUUCAUUUGUAGAACCUCAGCCAAAAACUGAGCAGGUAAAUCCUAACCUUGAUCGGAGUCAGGCGAUUGAAGAUAAGUUAGACCAACAGCAUUUAAAGGAAAUUUGCUCAUCAGAGGAUCUGAUGAUUAAACCUUCUCUUCUCAAACCACCCAAUCAAGAAAGUUCUAUCUCAGAGGAAGCACCCUGUAGUAAAUCCAGUGUACAACAAAGCGAAGUGGAAACUAACAACCAGAAUCCUUUGGCAGAAGAUUCGCCAUACAUUAAGAAAAUGCUUCCCGUAAAAAAGAAAAGUUCUAAAAAGCAGUUGAAAAAGCAGUCCCAGUACUCUGAACCUCAGGAUGAGGCUACAAAAGGUACAUUGUCUAUAACAAAGAAUCAGAAAAUUGUAUCAAAGUCCUCCAAAAAACAAGAGAAGACAAAGAAGCAUUUUGGAAAUAAACAAAACAAGAAAAAUAAUUCUAAGCCCAAACUGUUGAAUAUAUCCAAAAACAGUCUAUAUAAAGAUCAAGAAGACAUAGAUCCUGGAAAUGUGCCUGUUGUUUCACACACUGAGAUAGGAAAAUUUAAACAUAAAAAUAAAAAAGGAAGGAAAGCCGAAAGGUCUGCUGGUCUCAUCCAGGCCCUUAGUCUCCCCUGUGAACAAAAACUUGUGAAAGUGCCGGAGCAAGCACACCGAGGGAAACCCCGGAAAAGGAAGUUUGAAAACCAGAGAGAUUUGGUGAAGAAAGGAAUGUCUGCGCAGGAGACCCAGCAAGAUGAAAACCCUGUGCCAAAGAAGAAAAAGUCAGGCAAAAUUCCUGAGGCAGUUACCCAAAAGAAAGCGAAGAGUAACGUCAAAGUAAAUAAAGCAAAUAGGAAAAGCCACAAGCUGGCGAAGCAGCGGAAGAAAGAUAAAGACAUAUCAGACACCCCAAUCGUAGACCAAAUAAAGGAACAGGCCUUGCUUCUGCUGAAAGGUCACAAGCAACCACAGCUGAAGGUGCACAAGUUGGAUGCUAAGACUACAGGAUUAGACCACCAACUAAUACAAAAGUGUCAAUCCAAUGAGAUUUAUGGCCAUGAGACUACAGUGGAGCCAGCAAAGGAAGGGCUACAAAGUAAAUCAGCAAGCCAAAAGAAGAAGAAACCAAAAACAAUGGGGAGGAAAUCCAAAGUAGAUUCAAAACAAGCAUCUCACUUGCAGACAUCUCCUAUUAACAGUGACUUAUUAGCUCCUGGUGCAAAACAAAAAGUUGCAAGGAAGCGUAAAGGUACUGCGAAAAUCGAUCAGGAAAUUGCAUUAAGUCCUCCCUAUUCUCACCUGAUAAUCGGAUGCCAUGAUUGUGGGAAGAGCUUUUCGGAGGUGUCUGCUUUGCAAGAGCACAUGGCAUCAAUGCACUCCGGACAUGGAGCCCUCUCGUCUAUCGUACCAUGCGAUGCUUCUGAAAUCCCCAACGUUAGCCUAAGGCCGAACGAAAUAAUGCUUACAAAUACAGUCCUCUCGAGCGGCUUCGAAAUACGCGUACCGACAGACUGGGAUGUAGAGUCAGAAAUGAGAGAUAUCGGUUUGGGGGAUGAACAAAGGAAUGAGCACAGGCUUUCAUUUCCAGCCCUCAAUCCUUCCCCUUCUUUUCCAAUGACGACACCUUUUGUUGAAGUAGAAGGUAAACAGGAUGGGGCUAAAAAUCACGAGGCUCCGGUUCGACUUAAAAAGGCGGUUGGUAAAAAAUCUGAAACAAAUAAAACUAAGCUUAAGGAACAGGAGAACAUGGGUGUUCCUUUACUUCUUCCAGCCUCAUUGUCUGAGCCAGAGAAAAUCAUGGAUGGACAUUUAGUCACUGUUGAGGCUCAAAAUGAAGGCGAUUCCCAUGUAUCCACUAAGGUACCCAUCCUCUCCCAAAAUAACUCCCACAAGGUUUCUGAUGCACAGGAAGUGGAAGCAAGCCACACCACGAUCGGUCACAUUCCAUCAUUUACUCCGAACCAGCUGUCUCCAAAUCCUGUCAAUGCAGCGUCCACUUCUAAUCCUGGCUCUUACUUUGAACGAUCAGAGAUUAAGCAGGAGGCAGACGAGUUAUUGGUUCAGACGGUAGCGAGCCAAACAAACACUUCUAUGACAAGAGGUAGAAGAGGACGAGGAAGCAAGGGUAGGGGGAGGAGACAACUGGGAAAAAGGCGUUCUGCUGAAAACAAACACCCAGAAGAACUGGUGGCCAGUGAAGAAGACUGUCAGGUCGUCUUUGAGCUUUAUUCACUCACAGGUACCAGUGAGGAAAAGAACGAGGAAAUCAUCCAAAACCAAAAAGACACCUCAGUUAACGCUACUGCAUCUUCCCCACGCUCAGCCUCGACGGAGUCUUUAGAAGUUCAGGAAGUAUGCUUGUUGCCUCAGCCUGUUAAUGCCAGUGCUUCGGAGACAAAAUCAAAAAAUGGUUCCCUACGUCAGAAGUCUGGAGAACAUGACAAGAACUGUAGUCUCUCCACUAGCUUAAGGAAGAGGAGAAUCAUCUCUGUACAGUGCCAGAGUGGAAUGACAGGACAGUCCGAUCAUGGAUUAACCUCUGCUGGAACUUCAGCUGACGUGAAAAUGGAAGCCAGUCCAUCUGUCCUCACACCCCAUGAUGUCCCGGUGAAUGAUGGAGAUUUUUUGCAAGGAGUUCAAAUGAUUUUGGUAAAAGCAGAAGAUCAGCAAAUUUCAAACGAUCCCCACGUUUUACAGGAAGCUCAGCAUAUACAAAUGAACCACAAUGCAUGUCAAGAAAAGCACCUGGACUGUUCCACAGUUGGAAUUUCCUCUGGCUCACCAACAGCCACUCAGUCGUCUACUGCCAAGCAGUGUAUUUUCUACCCUGUAAAGGAGGAGGAGGGGGAGAUGUUGGUAGAGCCACAAGCUAAUAACCAAGAGACCACAGGUUCAGAGGGAUCAGAAGAGAGGACAGAGCCAUGGGGUACAGCUGGAUUAGAGGAGUGUCAGAUCAGGAUCGGAUGCACACAAAUGGAAGUGCACCAUAAUAUAUAUUCCAGCACUGAAGAGUGCAAUGCUGAUGCUGAGCAGCCGAGAACCGAAGACAUCCUUGAAUUCCUUUCCCAAACGUCAGACCGGGAGGACUAUGAAGGUGUCCAUUUUGAGCCAGAAGCAGAAACUCACAUUUUAUCUUGUUACUGUGGUAUCUAUGCGAAUGGAGCAGUGCGACCAUGUGAGAUGGGCAACGCUGAGCAGCAUGCAAACAUUUCAAAAAAUACAGGUUGUCCUGAGGCAGAAGACCAGCAGACGGGCAGUAAAGAGCAUUGUGAGCCCAUUGACUACUUCGUUCAGUAUUUUAGUUGGAAUAUAUGGAAGGAUAUUGCAGUCUGCACAGGGCAAGUGUCCAAAUUGGCAAAGCCUGUUACUAAAGAGGAGGUAGCCCAUUUUGUGGGAAUCCACAUUGCAAUGGGAACCCUAAAGUUUCCAAGUAUGAAGCUGUACUGGGACGAUUUCACACGAGUGCCACUGAUUGCUGAUGCCAUGUCUGCGGCCAUGUUUUCUGAACUUGCAUCUAAUCUAAGAUUGGCCAGUCUUGAAGAAGAUGGGUUGAACCAGAACGGACAGAAUGCACAAGAGGAUCAGGGGACACGCAAUUGCAACGAGGUUUUGGUAUCAAAGAAAGAUCCUCUAUGGAAGGUUCAGGCGAUAGUGAACAGAGUUCGAGAAGGGUGUCAAGCGCUUCAGCGAAACGGAAAUUAUGGCGUUGACCAGUAUCCCCUCCCUUUUCAGAAACACCCAACACACUCAUUACAUCAUACAGUCGUGAUCAAUGCAGCUGGGUUGGUCGUGGAUUUUAGCCUGCGUGUCAAUGACUGCAACAGGGAGGAAAUCGUUAAGAGAAUGGUUGCUCGAGAGAAAAGUGACCAUCAAGGAAUGGUCUUCCUUUGCAAGCCAGAGCUUUCAACACCUUCCAUGUUGGAGCACCUGCUCGAAGCAGGGGUGCGCAGUGCCGGCAAAGUCGGUGGUGCUAGGGGGCAAAUAGGUGAUGAGUUUGUCACUUCUGAUGGGAAAUUAAAACUGUUCAGAUGCCAUCAUGGCUUUAUCCUGUCAGCAGUGACGAAGGAAAAGUCCCGCUCGACAUCGCUCGUCAGUGGCUUUGAGAGGGCAAUCAAAGCUGCCAAUUUGAACAGGGAUUUGAGGAGCCUUUAUCGCACACCAUGCACAAGCUUGUUACCCAGUGCUUGGCCACAGUCUGUACUUUGGGACCUUAUUGAUCUGGCAUUAGUUAAUUCUUGGCUCCAGUACAAGCAAGAUCAAAACCACCUUUCAGAACCCCUGUCACUGAUGGCAUUUCGACUGGAAGUUUCGAAAGCUUUAAUCCGCUCCACCAAUAUUGCAGUGCAAGACUCCUCACCCCCGUAUCUUCCUCCACCAACACGGCCUGUAUCUAAUACAUCCACAGAACGUUCGGAUGUCUUUGAGACACCUUUACCUGAUGCAGCCACGCGAUACGACGGAUUGGGCCACUGGCCAGAACAACUCUCCGAGGGCGAGGAGGCCAGGUGUAGGUUUGGGGGUUGUGAGCAAAUGUCAAGAGUACGUUGUCUCAAAUGCUGCGUUUUUCUCUGUAUUUCUCGCAAUCACAAUUGCUUCCUGAAGUUUCACAGCCAAGGAACUACAUGAAUCUCCUCAGCUGCUCUCAUUGUAGGUCAUAAGUUCAAUGAGUUUUAUUCUUAUUUAUCCUCAUGAUUGUUUGCUCUGUCCUAAUUUUGUUUAAAACAUGCAAGCAUGUUGUUCCACAGGCUGAUUUAUAGUAAUGGUACAGGGCUGUACAUGUCAGUUUGCCGGAGAGUCGUGGAUCAUUACAGCUGUGUAAGCUUAACCCUGACACACACUAGGUCCGAAUGAUAACGCCCCUCAUGAAAAAAACUCAAGAAGCGAUUUUGCACAGUUUGUAUGUUUUUACACUUUAAGUAUACAACAAUCGUUUACAUAGGGAAUUUUGCCGCUUGUGUAAAUUAUUAUAAUUUUUUACUUUCAGGGCCCCUUAUUCCCCCCUGCUAUAGCGGCCCUAUCUAGUACAUUUAUAAUUUAUUUUUAAUUAUUGCCCCCACAUAGCUACACUAUUUGAAACUGAUUUGAUAUUUCUGUAUUAUAUAUUACACUAAUUGAACUGAGUGUUGAGUGCACUCAAAAAACAUGUAGGUCAGAAAUCCUUUCUUAGCAGAAUUUUACACUUUCAGGGCUACAACAAAGGUGUUUGCUUAAUAAUAAUAAUACUAAAUGUAAUAAUUUAAGUUUUAAACAUGCGUGUUUUUAUAUUUUAAUUCGCUGUCGUAAUAUUUUUUUAUCUUAUUUAUGUUGCUUGAUGAAACCCAUUUCCUGUAAGAAUUUAGAUUUAUACUGUAAAUUAUUUCAGACAACUAUGUCAGUUUUUAGUUUAUUUUAACCAUCAUUGCACUCCGUUUGUUUUUUUGUUGUUUGUUUUAUAAACCCAGACCCACAUUUUGUACAAAAAAAAUGUCAUUGUACAGUAUGAACUGUCCACAGAUUUGAGCUGUGGUUAUUUUUUUUUUUAUUAUUAUUCCUCUGAUAUAUGGUCGAUGUCAGUGGCGAAUGUAUAGUGCCAGUUCGGCUUUGAGUUUUGAAUUAAAAAUGUCUUGUGUUAUGUUCUUUUUUUGGAAUGAGUUGAUUGUUCAGUAAAGAAUGUGAAUUGUA